AUGUACGUUUGGUUUGUUAAAUUUGUAGUGAUUUUUAUUUUAAUUAAUCCAUCUUGGAACAUUCCUUUAGAAGGAGAAAUUGUUAAAACAAACGAACCGUGUUUGUUAUGCAAUUGUAAAAAAGGAUCUCUGACGUGCAACCUUCGCGUUUGUAGUGACGGCCCAGAAAAAUUAUUACCUGGUUGUUUUGUCGUACACAAACCCGAUGAUUGUUGUCCUCAAAUAUUUUGUGAUAAUAGUUAUAACGAUACGCGCGGGGUUGAACUUCGAACAAUUUCAAAACCGGAAAACGAAACAAUGAAAGAAAAUGAUUGUAUAGAAAAUGGAAACGUAUUUGCUGAAGGUUCGGCUGUGAGCAGUAACGACUCUUGCGAAUAUUGUUAUUGCAUUCGUGGCGAAAUCAAAUGUAUAAAACCUCAUUGUUUUAUUCCUUUAGAAGGUUGUAAACCAAUACAUCAUGAAUCGUCUUGUUGCCCGACACAUUACGAUUGUAAUGGAAUUUUUUAUCCGGAAGGAGAAAAAAUAUCAACGGGUAAUUUAUCAAAAUGUGAAAAUUGUUAUUGUAUAAAAGGUCAAAUUAAAUGUACGACAAUCACGUGUCCUGUAGAAUCAAAAUUUAAAAAUUGUAAACCUCAUAAUAAUAAUAAUAAUAAUAAUACUGAUGAUGAUGAUAAAUGUUGUCCGAUAAGUUUUUCAUGCGAUGAUAAACAAACGGAAAUAAAUAAAGAUGAAAAACAUAACGAUAAUAAUUUAGAAACGACGACGACGACGACAGAAUUAGAAAUUUUAAAUAAAGAAAAUUUCUUUUCAACAACGGAAAAAAUAAACGAAGAAAAAUCAACGGAAACAACAACAACGGAAAUGGAAUCGACGACAGAGACAACAACAACAAGAGAAGAAACAGAAACAACUACAAUCAUCACGCCUACACCUACUACAAAUUUUUACAUAACAAAUCCAACAAAUUAUAAAUCGUUAGAAAGUUUCGAAAUCGAAAACGAUUCGAAAACCACGGAACGUGAAAAAAUAUUAAAUGAGGAAACAAUUGCAAAAGUAUUAUUAACAUCUGAACCGGAAACAACAAUCGAUUCAUUUUCUUUAUCCACAAAUGGCGGUAAACAACAUGAAAUAAAUAAAGAAGACUCGUCGACAAAAUUAACCGUUAAUAAUGAACCGGAUACGGAUAUACAAGGAGAAAUAUUAGAAAAAAAUUCUUCUUUUGUUUCUGACGAUUAUGAAAAUUACGAUUAUAACGAACCAAAACUUCCGCCAUCUCUUCCUAAUUUAAUAAUUUAUCCAUUUGUUGCUGCGGACGCCAUAAAAGAAGAUGAAACUAAUUUAAAAGAAUCGUUAAUAAUAAAUUAUCAAAAAAAUUUUUUUAUUCCCUCGAUAAAAACAGAAGGUGGAUUCGUACCGAAAAAUCCGACAUUUUUAGAUUUUACUUACGGACAAAAUGAUAAAAUUGAUAACAACGGUUCUGAAAUUCUCACGGUUGAACCACCAACGACUAAAUUAAUUAGUAGCGAUUUCACACCGGAUCCAUUCAUGGACGUUAAACCACCUAAUCUUUCUCCGGUUGAAAAUUUUAAUUUAUAUCAACCAAAUAGAUUAAUAACGAAACCCGUUACGGUCACGUAUAAAAACGCUGUCGUCAAUUAUUAUCCGCCAUUCGUGGUCGAACCUUUAAAAGAAACAAGAACGAGCUCGGAAUUAAAUAUGGGUGGAAAAAACGAGUUGGAAUCCUUUGUUGUAUCGGAAAAAAAUGGCGGCGAAACGUCGACGGAAAUAACCGUUGAUAAUGGGAAAAAUGAUAAGAAAUUAUUUAUCGGAAAUUAUUUGAAAUUAGCCGGAUGUAAUAUUUAUGGAAGAAUGUAUAGAUCCGUGCCUGGAAUGCGUUUGUGCUGA
Molecule: messenger RNA, 1905 nt
Organism: Pediculus humanus corporis (human body louse)
Lineage: Eukaryota; Metazoa; Arthropoda; Insecta; Psocodea; Pediculidae
Exons: 12
Coding region: 1-1905 (634 amino acids)
Molecular function (GO): protein binding
Source: RefSeq, a predicted model, not a curated record